UAGCAGCAGCUAGCAAGUUCGCUUCACACGCUUCCCAAUCGUUCGCUUCGUCGUUCAACUAAAAAACGCCCCGCAGCCGCUGCUGGUAACGAGGCGUUUGUAAGCAGCUCAACACGCCAUCGAAAGCUCACCGUCAAAUGCGGGAACUUUUGCACAGAGAGCAACCCAAAGCUCGCGCCUCACAUCAGCCAGUGAUUGUGACGUAGUUAUCAAAAAUCUGUAUUUUGCCCUGCGCGCGCAGGACUUCCGAACAAAUAGGCUGUCUGUCUACACAGGUUUACCUGCCGUGAACGGACUCUCAGAGCAGUGCGAUGAAAUGGAGGACGUCGGGACAGGAGGGAUGAGAAAACGAUUCAAGUAAAAGAAGACUUGCAUCACCACAAAGUGCCUCGUCUGGAUGCUGCAGCAGCCCGUCUCAGUGUCCGCUGCUCUCCACUUCGGAUCGCUCACUUCAUCCCUGACUUGAGUGUACAAGUGCUUGGCCUUGGCUUGGGCUAUAUUUCACCCUGACAGUCAGCCGGCCCAUUUGCCUGUUCCUCGAUUCCAGCCUCGCCUGCUUGCCAUUUCACCUUUUAAUACAAGGACACCAGUCCAUUAGUCUCCUCUUUGGAUUCACCUCUGAGUGUCUGCAGUCUCUCCAUCCUUUACGGCCCAGACAUGCAAGUAUUUUUACAGGCUGCUGUGGCUAUAGCAACAGGGCAGGUGGUUCUGGAAGCCUAAAAUUAGAGAAAGUCCGUUUUAUAUCAAUGCAAGAGGGCUAUUUUAAACCUAGAGCUCCGGCGGGCGAGUCUUGACAGUGGGGCGAGCACUGCAGAAAAAUUGAAAGUGCAGCUCUGCUCCAGUUUUAGUACCUUGUUUUCCUGGACAGCAGCUUGAAGAUGCACCGCAGCAUGUCACAGUGACCUACCCCACCUCGAUACACUAAUUCACAGCACGCUGACCUUACUUUUAACUGGUUUUACAUCCUCAUCGUACUUUUGUGAUUGUAUGCAGCUCCUCUGAGCCCAUUGGCUGAUCAGCAGACUAUGUCCCCUUCAUAUCCCUGUGAGAGUUAGAUUAUUUCUGGACAGGUAGUCUAAGGAUCCCCUCCUCCCUGCUACUGUGCUAAUUUUUUGCAGCUUUUGUGCUUUAUCACGCCUGGCUGCCCCACCCAACCCCUCCGUUCACAGAGGUACCGCCAUGGCCAUCAAUGUGACCAUGGGCCGCGACACCAAGUGGCUGACGCUGGAGGUGUGCAGAGAGUUCCAGCGAGGAACCUGCUCACGUUCAGAAACAGAAUGCAAGUUCGCUCACCCCUCUCGCACCUGCCACGUGGAGAACGGUCGUGUCAUCGCCUGUUUCGACUCACUCAAGGGCCGCUGUACACGUGAUAAUUGCAAGUACCUUCAUCCUCCACCUCAUUUGAAGACGCAGCUGGAGAUAAACGGCAGGAACAACCUGAUCCAGCAGAAGACCGCAGCCGCUAUGCUGGCCCAGCAGAUGCAGUUCAUGCUGCCUGGAGCUCAGCUGCAGCCCAUAACCUCUUACCCAGUAACUCAUUCCUUGGCCAGCAGUCCGACCAUGGCGUUCAGCCCAUACCUGAGUCACAUGAGUCCAGGCAUCAGCCUCAUGCCCGAGCUUCUGCCCAGCGCCCCCGUGCUGGUCCCGGGGAGCCCCACCGGCAUCACCAUGGGCAACGGAAACUCAACGCAGAAACAUGUUCGCACAGACAAGCUUGAGGUGUGUCGGGAGUUCCAGCGAGGAAAUUGCACACGCGGGGAGAACGACUGUCGCUACGCCCACCCUAUGGAAGCCUCCAUGGUGGAUGGCAGUGAGAACUCCGUCAUUGUAUGCAUGGAUUACAUCAAGGGCCGCUGCACCCGUGACAAGUGCAAGUACUUUCACCCUCCUGCUCACUUACAAGCCCGGAUAAAGGCAGCACAGCAUCAAGCCAGUCAGAAUGCUGCUGCCAUGGCUUUGCCACCAGGCACCAUGCAGCAGCUACCAAAGAGACAGACACUGGAGAAGACAAAUGGUGCAGCUGCUGUCUUCAACCCCAGCAUGUUCCACUACCAGCAGGUGUUGGCCAGCAUGCAGCUGCAGCAGCCAGCGUUCAUUCCCGCAGGCCUUUUCAAACCCUUUGGCCCAAUGACAGACGGCCGCUGGGAGAGGCGAGAAUGGACCAGCUGCAGGGCCCCCCAAAGCCGUUACCUGUCAGGGCCUGGACAUACUGUUCCCAUGAUGCACGGUGCCACCACUUCCACUGUUUCGUCGGCUACGACCCCAGUCACCAAUGUUCCUUUUGCUGAAUCAGCCACCUCCAACCAGACGCCACCGAGGUACUGAGUGCUGACCCCGUUGAUCUCCAGUGCAUUCCCAUGGAGACCCAUUUCUGCCCAAUUCCUAAACUCCUGGUUGCCGCACCCAUGACGCUGAAUCCAGUAAGCCUCUCCCGCAAUCCCAGUUAAGAUGCCAACACCCCAAUCAGACCUGUCACUCAUGCAACGUGCCCAAACCCAGAAAAAUGAAUGCAACAAACGUGUGCCUAAUCAGUAUGUCCUUAACGGGCAAUACAUUCAUCCUCAUUUCAAAGACACCCACUUUAUUAGAAGUCAACAGAGGUUUAUUGAUAUUGAAACUUUAGCUUGGACCUACAGCUGUUAAAGGAUGCAUGCCAUCUUGGUGCAAAGAGACGUAAGGAGCCUGCAGAUGCUGAAUCAGGAGACUGAGCGCUCUUGUAACUCACAGCCAUACGAACACAUGCAAACCAAUUAGUUGAGAAGAUUGAAACCUUUUGGAGGUGAACAUUAGAUUUAGGAUUGUGCUUUUUCGAUGUACGUUAAGCAGUGAAGCCGAGGCAGAGCAUCAGCAGACAGAAAAUGUUUCUUCGUCAUUGAAUGUGAUAACUGUGUAUGUAACCAGAUCCCAUGAAAGAGAAAGUGAGAAAGUGAGAGCUCCAGUCGCUUAUGAUAUUGUGGUGGUGGUUUUACCUUAAUUUCUUUCACAUAUAAUUCUAAUGAUUGAUUAGUGGCACGUUUUAUUUCAUGUUUACAUUUCAAACUUUAGAAAGAAAAAAAAAUGAUAUUUGAAAAGUAUCAAUGCUUUUGUAAGAUAACCUGUUCUUGAUACUGUUUAACUGAGUUAGACUUUUUAGUUGAGAGGUUUUAAAAUGUCGUUGUCUGUGCCUUUUUAGUUACAAGUGUGUGAACGUCUUUUUUCCCAAUUUUCGACCAACUUACAUUUUAUUAUAGACUAAGAUGGUAUACCUGUGAAGCCUUUCAGAAUGUGUUGUUCCACCAUGUAUGUAGAGAUGUGUUGUUGUUGAGUGACUUCCUUUAUAUUGGUCUCAUGAAAGAGUAUUAUUUAUUUAACCUCUGUCCAGCAGACUAAACAUGGUCUACUGACUUAAGUGUUAUAACCCCAAUAACAAAAGUAAAAGCCUGAAGUAUCUCUCCUUGCAUUUCCAACACAACAUUGAGAUUGGUUCAUAUACUCAGACCUCCAUUUUUAGUAGAACUGCCUUAAGCAGACAAAAUACGAGCACCUCUUAUUGUACAUUGUGAUGCUCUCUCAAAUGUAAGGUCCGGUUGCAGGUGUUCUGAUGUAUAAGAUGUCUCUUUGAAGAUUUUAUACUGGACAAAUAUAGUUUUUAUUCCAAAUGAAGCUCUUUAGUCAAAGAUGACCUAGGAAAUUCUCCUUACCUGUCCUGGAUAUUCAAGUACUAUAUAAAUAAUCAGGUUUAUUUGCAUUCCUAAAACGUUGGUAUACAGCAUAUGUCACAUUGUCUAGGUUAUUACCUUAUCUGUCUCUUGUAGACAACCCCUUUAUGAUGGCAAGAUCGUCUCCUUGCCCAGCCUCACCUGCUGUGUGACAGUCUGUUCGUCUCCUCUUUUCCAAAUUUGAUCAGCCAUGUUUGGUGCAUUUCAGAGUAUCAUGAGGUCUUGGAGCACUCUGUGUUCAGUGUCAAUAAGUUGCCAAAACGGUUCUUAAACUGCUUGACUAGCUGUACGUAACCGUUAACACCAUUUAAAAAUGGCAAAUCAGCACACUUAAAGGGAUAGUUCACCCAAAAAUUAAAUCUUCGUCAUCAUUUACUCACUCUCAUGACAUUAUUUCUCCCACACAAAAAGAGAUGCUAGACAGAAUGUCAGCUUCAUUCUCUUUCGUUGCAUUGAAAAAGAAGAAAUUAAAGUGAAUGGUGACUGAGGCUAACGUCUCUGUUUGUGUACCACAGAAGAAAGAAAGUCAAAUGUUUUUGGAACAGCAUGAGUGAGUGAGUGAUGACAAAAUUAGAAUUUUUGGGUAGCUAUCCCUUUAAAUUUUUGAUCACUUGAGCAUGAUGUGGUGUGUCAUCAAAAUUAUAAAAAGGAGAAAUGCAAAAGCCUUGUAAGAGUCAGAAACUGGAACGUGAAUUGAAUAGCAGACAGAUUUCCCAUUAGUUCACUGUAUUCAGCACCAUGUGUGCUCCCCAACAGUGUACUGUUUUCAUGCCAAUGACUCUCAGACAGAGGUCACUCUGUGCCAAUCACAGGAGAAAGUACGGACUGGAUGACGCGCCAAGGUCACGAGCCAGAUGGAUUUGAAUUGCAAUAUUGUUCUCCUGCAAGAGCAAACGUGUCCACCCAAGCAACAAAUGUAAACCCAUUUGAGCAAGCUAUUAUCUUGUGCUUUGUAUUGAAACAUCUCGGUUAUUGCUACCUUUCAUUAGGCGAGUCAUGCAAUCGGGAAAUUGACAAUGGGGCAGUUUUUAGCAGCUGGUUUUAUUACUGCAUAAGUGGACGCUGUAUGUACUCACUAUUAGAGUUCCAGUCCUUGUCAACCAAGAGUCUCUAUUGGAUUAUUGCUGUGAUAUAUUAUUGAUAGUUGUCCAUAGAAGAAACAUGAAAACUCUGAUAGCAGACAGACUAUACACCAAGGCCUGCAAUCCAUUAGGGUAGUACUGGAGAUCUUUCCUCCCUGAUGAAAGAAUAACCUUAACUAGUCUUAGAUGGUUUGCUGGUCUGUUGGCUGGUUUAAGAUGGAUUUUGGGUGCUUUUCAGCUAGUCAUGCAGGAAGACCAGCAAACUAGCUUGGGCCGGUUUGAGCUAUUUUUUGCAGGGACCAUUUCGACUUUAAAGGGGUUGGCAGAUUUAUUUCUAAUUAUUUAAGUUGUUGUGUUUUAAUGGUGUCUGUUUAGAGUUUUGAACAGGUUUAAAUCACUGAUUGUGUCCUUACUUUCACAAGUCGGCAGACUCUAAAAUGCAAGGGCGUAGAUGACUGUGUGAUGUCUGAAUAUUACUUGGUUUUGGGGUGUGAUCUCAAAGCUGUGGCUCUUGGAAAUAUCUGUUGGUAAUAAUAUAUUUUGGAAAUAACAUAUUUGGAAAUGUUACAGUUAAAGGAAAAAAAAAUUGGUUAGUUUAGACUGGGUACCUCACAAAAGGCCCUCAUCAGCCAAAGGUUCAUUUACAAGACAUUGUUGCCCUUGCAUAUAUGCAUAUAUGAAUGUGACAUUUAUGACAGUGAGAAUGUCACGAGAGGUUUGGAAGCCUGUCUCGCCAUUUCUCUCGAUUGAAACUACAACCUUUUGCAACAUAUCAAGGAAGAGAAAGCCUCUCCAUGUCAUCCAUUGUUGAUGUAAAAAAACAGACACGAGUUAGCUAAAAUCAAAUGUAAUCAAGGACCCUUCUCUUAACUACUGUCUCUUUUGGGACAGCUAUGUUGUUACAUUGUUUAGACAGCAUAGUCCCUUAGAAAGAGCCAUAAAUAUGAUUUAUUUUCGAAAACGUUAUCUAAAAGCACCAUUGUUUUCUGUUCAGCUAGUUUAUUGGUGGUCAGCUCACAUUAUAUUGGCCAAACACAAAUGAUAUAUUAUACAAUGGUGAUGUAAACCAUGAAAAUAUUGUUCAUCUUAUCUGUGGUCAAUACAAAAUCAGAGAAAGAUAAUAUACUGUGUUAUAACUGAAAUAUCUGUAUUGUAUACAUCUCUGUAUAAUGUUCAUGGGUUUUAAGAUUAUUUUAGGAAAUACCAUUAUUAGGUCAUUUGUGUGGAUUUAUUUAGGAGAAAAACUCUUAAAACUGUUUAUUGAUGUUGGAUUGUGUUUUGUAAUUAAGUUCCAUUGCCCAGCCAAGGUGUAGAACCUCCUUUCUCUCUCUCUCUCUCUCUCUCUCUCUCUCUCUCUCUCUCUCAUAUAAAGAAUUAUGCCUUCUCCAACUGUAAUGCAGCUGGAAUCAACUAAAUACUUGAUGAAGAAAAAAACAAUGUGCCUCAUCGGGGGCUUUAGCAUUUUAAAAACUCACUUUUUAAGAAGUGUGCAUACCUGCAUAAUGUGGUUUGCUAGAAUAAUCUAUGUGUAUGUAUUACAGGCACAUCAUCCUUAUAGUUUUUAUCAACACAUUAACAAUCUUCGUAAUGGUACCUGUUUUAAAUAUAUCCUCACAAAUUCAGUCAUGUUAUGGUGUGUUUUGACAGAGCUGUCGGUGGUAGGCCGUUUAGCUUGAGUUUGGUCAUUAUUGUUACUUGGUUAUUUUACAUCGUAAAGUCUCUCAUCGCAUGAAAUUAAAAUAAUCUGAAUACUCAACAUCAUAGUUUGUGCAGUUAGUGGUUUAAGAUUUAAAAAAUUGCUUAAUCUGUAUAUCUAUAUAUCUCUAUACACAUUUGUAAGUAUUGCAAUGAUAGAUUCAUUGUUACCUAUGAUAGAAAGUUCUUGUUGCUAUGGCAACAAAACUACAACAUGGCUACCUUUGUAUAUCUUAAUUGUGAAUUUUUUCACACUUCAAGUGAAAUAAUGUACAACGUUAACUUAUUCAGAAAGGGAAUGUGUUCUUAAAUUGUCUUGGGAAAAGAGAUGAUUGACUAUUUUGUAAAAAAAAAAAAAAAAGAAAUUAUAAAAAAAAGAUAGCUAGAUAGAUAUACAUAUAUGUAUACAGACUUGUGAGAUAAUUUAUGUCCAAAGGCCCUUUGGAGACAUCAUAAGUUAUUUCUGUUAUAUAAUCAUAAUUUUUCUAUUGGGGUAGUUGAUCGUGUUAAGAUAAGUAGACAGAAUCUGAGUUUUUGAAACAAUCUGAUGGAUUGAUUGGGGGGAGGGGGGGACUGUGUAGUCUCAUAGUUGGUUUGAAAUUAAUACACUCAAGGGCAACAUUACAUUGGACAGGGCUGGAGAUGCAUUAAUACUGUGUCAGCAAGGGUGGAUUCCAAAAAAAGAGGCAGUUUUUAUACAUUUUGCAACCCCUUGAUGUCAGAAACAAAGGACCUGUUUUAGCCAUAGUGAGCCUAUGGAGCCACAGCCCCAGAAUAAAGUCUCUAUCCCCCUCUGGCCCACCCAGACUGCACCCCAGCUGUGCUGGGACCUGGUGACUAACGUCACCCCAUCGGUGUACGAAUGUGUGUUAUUCACCUUGUUUGCACUUAUGUACAUAACUGAGUCAAAAUAUUCAGAAUUUAUUUUGAAUAUACAUAGAUGAAUAAAUAUAUGUGUGUGUGUGUGUGUGUGUGUGUGUGUGUGUGUGUGUGUGUGUGUGUGUGUGUGUGUGUGUGUGUGUGUGUGUGUGUGUGUGUGUAGAAGAGCAGAUUCAAAUUAAAUGACUGUAUUGUUCGAAUACAGGUAAACAGUUGUCCUUUUAAAGGGUUGUCAAACAGAGAGAUGCUGUUUUGGGGUGUUGAGAAAUGUGUUGUUUGUUCUGUUUGCUAAUGCCCUCAUUCUCAUUAUAAAGCAUGAUAUUGCUUGCUGACAAAAGGAAAAAAAAUGAUGUCAAAAAUCUUUGUCGUUUUGCAUAGCUUAUAAAAGCGCAUUGAGCUGAGCACUGUGCCCGCUUAUAUCUGAUCCUGAGGUGUGCUUGGGUAGGAGACGUAGAGACAUACUCCAAUAUUCAUGAUAUGUAUUUUUAUGUGUCUACCUCUCCUAUCUGUACUUAAAAGCUUGUGCCCAGAAACCAAAGACCAACUUGUUUCUCUUUUGCCUCUUUACAGAUUGUGAGUUUCAGAUAAAAUGGUUGACCAUUUUGUUUUCUGUGUAGUCUUAUAAUGAAAAAGGGGUAUAAUAAGGCUCUGUCCCCUACAGGACAACAAGGAGACCAGCACAGGGCACAUCAUCGCAGAAUUGAUCUGCCAUAGAAAUUGUUAAACUUCAGGAUCGGAUUGUAGUAGGAAAGCAUUGCUACAGGUUAUACACAACAAUAACUUUCAGUUUGGUUUGGUUGUUGACAAACAUUUUCCAUUCUUAUACAUUCACCAAGAACAAAAAAUAAAUCUGAAAAUCUCACUGGAUUUCCUCCAUCCAAAUCAAGGUUGCUUCAGACGUGAAAUUGCCAGACAAAACCCUCUGUUGAAGAAAACUUGUACAUUUUGUGCUCUACAAUUGCUUUGGAAGCCAAUGAUUUUGUUGCCAUGGCACUUGCCCUAAUAGUGAGGGAGAGACUGAGUCUUUGUAGAUUAUUGCAUAUAGACGCACCUUUGGACCAAUUAAAUAUGGUCCUCAGCCUUUUGACUGUAAAGCUGAGGUAGCACUUAGAACGUAGUGUCCCUACUUGCAAACAAAAAGUGAAUGCAAACACAGGACACUCCUCUUACCACUGUGCUUGACAGAGAAAAAUCAACAAACACUCUUCUGCUGUCCAUUUUCCUGUGCCUAAACAUUCUGUGAUGUGAAAGGACUGAUCUUUUUAAGAAAGCCAUUGAGGUUAGACUUCCACCUAACUGUGCCCUACAUUCAGUUCCUUCGUGUUCAUAUCUGUGAGUGGAACACUAACGUCAAUGGUUCAUGUUAACCUAUAGAAGUCACUGAGACUGUAAGUAAGUAAGUAAAAUGUUAUUUCUAUAGCACAUUUAAAAACAACAGAGCUGUGCCAAAGUGCUGUACAAUAUUACAAUAUGCAAUUUAAAAGCAUUGAAAUAGACAAGGCAAAAGACAGGUUUAUACAUAUAGCACCUGAUAUAAUUCAUUCAAAAGAUUCAUAUACAAUCAAUCAAGCAGUUUAUUUAAAAGCACUAGAGAAUAAAUACGUUUUAAGAGCCGAUUUAAAACUUGUUAGUGCCGGAGCAGACCUCACAGCGAAGGGCAGACUGUUCCAGAGCUUAGGAGCAGCGGCAGAGAAGGCCCGACCACCCUUGGUUUUGCAGCGAAAGCGUGGAACAGUUAAAAGAAGCUGAUUACACGAUCUAAGAUUACUUUGGGGAGUGUACAUAGUCAGUAAAUCACAUAUGUAUGUUGGUGCAGCACCGGAUAGCGCUUUGUACACCAAAACUGCAAUUUUAAAAUCAAUUCUGAACUUAACUGGUAGCCAGUGUCAAAUUUCUAAGACAGGAGAGAUGUGAUCUCUCUUUUUUGAACCAGUCAGAAGUCUCGCUGCAGCAUUUUGAACAACUUGCAGACGAGUGAUUGUAGAUUGAGGCAGACCACAGUACAGGGAAUUACAGUAGUCCAGUCGUGAUGUAAUGAAGGCAUGGAUUACAGUCUCUAAAUCUUUUGGGGACAAGAACUGUUUUACUUUUGCAAUAGAUCUCAAUUGAAAGAAACUGCCUUUUACCACUGAGCUGACUUGUUUUUCAAAGUUAAGUACCGAAUCUAAUGUAAAUCCAAGAUUCCUUACAUGAGGUCGAACACUGACAGGGAAGGAACCGAAAUUAAAAGUAGCUGAGGAGCUAGGUGGGCCUAAAAUCAAAAUUUCGCUCUUACUUUCGUUUAAUUGUAAGAAAUUGUUUGCCAUCCAGCAUUUGAUCUCAUCAAAACAGUCACACAGGGCUUCCAGGGGAUAAGACAUAUCAUUUUUUGCCGGUAGAUAAAACUGUGUAUCGUCAGCGUAACAGUGGUAGGAUAUUCUAUGUUUCUCAAAUAUGGUCAAAGACUGGAACAUCACAUCAAUGUUGUACAAAGUUGUAUAGUUUCAAAUAAAAUCACUCAUUGAUGCAGAGGUUAAGUCCCUUUAAAGGCAUCAGCAGACGUGUGGUGACAAAUGCUGAUGCCUGCGUAAAUGCUAUUGUGUGUGUGGAACAGUUCAAAGAAUGUCUACAUUGUUUCAAAGCCAUAUGUAAUAGAUUCCUCUCUCUCCCACUGUAGGACAAGGUACAACUGAAUGCUUUGAUUCUUUAUAUGAAAUGCUUCUCUUUCUAUUUAGCUUAUUGUGCUUGUAUGUGCUCAAGAACUGCGCUUCUUGUCUAUCCCUUUGCGAUAUAUAAAUGUAUGGAAAAUAUACAUACUUAAGACUUCUGUUCUUUUUGUUUGACAAUUUAAUAAAGCACUUAAAAGUC
Molecule: messenger RNA, 10201 nt
Organism: Xyrauchen texanus (razorback sucker)
Lineage: Eukaryota; Metazoa; Chordata; Actinopteri; Cypriniformes; Catostomidae
Product: muscleblind-like protein 3
Exons: 9
Coding region: 1180-2325 (381 amino acids)
Molecular function (GO): metal ion binding
Source: RefSeq, a predicted model, not a curated record